This is a messenger RNA of Argentina anserina (silverweed cinquefoil), 3734 nucleotides long. RefSeq names its product potassium transporter 6-like. Gene Ontology annotation, cellular component: membrane. Gene Ontology annotation, biological process: potassium ion transmembrane transport. The transcript is spliced from 8 exons. The record is from RefSeq and is a predicted model, not a curated record. The coding region runs from base 968 to 3355 and encodes 795 amino acids. Gene Ontology annotation, molecular function: potassium ion transmembrane transporter activity. Lineage: Eukaryota; Viridiplantae; Streptophyta; Magnoliopsida; Rosales; Rosaceae.
GAGUCAACUAUCUGAAAUUUACAAUAGAUUUGGGAAGAGAAUAAGGGUCGAAGCUCCAAGAUUGCAUCUGCUGGAUAUCUGAGAAAACUGCCACUUCAUAUCAUACUGUGUCUCCCUCAGAGCCAAGUGGUGUCAUUAUAUUACUCAACUCAACUCAGUAGUCUUCAUAGUUAAAACCAUAAAACCCCAAAAUCAGAAAGAUCCCCCACCAAACUUCCCUCUCUUAUUUUAGAAGCAGAAGAAGAACAACCACCCCUACCAUCAUCUUUGUCAUUUCUUGUGUGUUCACCAUUGCUGUUGGUUGUUCAACUGCUGGUUCAUGUUUAUACUACUUUAUUACUUCUUCCCUAAACUUGCAUACUAUUAUUAUUUAAAGUAUAUUAAAUCAUCUUUGUCCCUUUUUCUCUUGGCCUUAAAUUUAAAAAGUAAUUUCGUAUAUAACGCUCUUUGCCUCGAGUGUUCUCCUGGGCAGGCGUUUUCUGCAACUGGGUUUUUGUUAUUUUCUGACCAGAAACAAAAGAAACCCAUCUGGGAUUUCAGAAAGUCACUUUAAUACAGACACAAUCUGAUUUUAGAAACCCACAAAAGGCGUGCGUGCAAGUUUGAGUUUUUCUGGGAAUAAAACUUGGGGAGAUUCGACCAAUUGGCCUUAAAUUUAAAAAGUAAUUUCGUAUAUAACGCUCUUUGCCUCGAGUGUUCUCCUGGGCAGGCGUUUUCUGCAACUGGGUUUUUGUUAUUUUCUGACCAGAAACAAAAGAAACCCAUCUGGGAUUUCAGAAAGUCACUUUAAUACAGACACAAUCUGAUUUUAGAAACCCACAAAAGGCGUGCGUGCAAGUUUGAGUUUUUCUGGGAAUAAAACUUGGGGAGAUUCGACCAAAAAAAAAACUUGGGGAGAAGGUGAACUUUGCUAAUUGCCAAAUGAAAGGUCCUUUAUUCAAUGCCUGAUUGCUGAGAAGAACCCACCAUGGAUCUGGAGACUGGGACUGAUCGAAACCAAGUAAAGAAGGAAUCAUGGAGAACAGUUCUGACUCUGGCCUAUCAGAGCCUUGGAGUUGUUUAUGGGGAUUUGAGCACUUCACCUCUGUAUGUGUACAAGAGCACAUUUGCUGAAGACAUAGUACACUCUGAGACAAACGAAGAAAUCUUUGGGGUGUUGUCGUUUGUGUUCUGGACUCUCACACUUGUGCCUCUUCUCAAGUAUGUGUUUAUUGUGCUUAGAGCCGAUGAUAAUGGUGAAGGAGGGACAUUUGCUUUGUAUUCUUUGCUGUGUCGACACGCCCGAGUUAGCUCACUGCCCAAUUGCCAAUCAGCUGAUGAGGAGCUUACUGAUUACAAGAAGGAGAGUGAUGCAAGGUCCUUGAAGCCCAAUUCGGGCUUCGGGUCGAGCUUGAAGUCUACCUUGGAGAGGCACAGGGUGUUGCAGAAGUUUCUGCUUGUUCUUGCUUUGAUUGGAGCUUGUUUUGUGAUUGGUGAUGGUGUUCUCACACCUGCUAUUUCUGUGUUUUCUGCUGUUUCUGGACUUGAGUUUUCUAUGUCCGAGAAGCAUCACAAAUAUAUAGAACUUCCAAUUGCCUGCAUAGUUCUGAUAUGCCUGUUUGCACUUCAACAUUAUGGCACUCAUAGAGUUGGGUUCUUGUUUGCUCCUAUUGUUCUGGCAUGGCUUCUGUGCAUCAGUGCGAUUGGUCUUUACAAUAUACUUCACUUCAAUCCAACUGUGUAUAAAGCACUUUCUCCAUAUUAUAUGUACAAAUUUCUGAAGAAAACGCAGAAAGGAGGUUGGAUGUCCCUGGGUGGGAUUUUGUUGUGUAUAACAGGUUCAGAAGCCAUGUUUGCUGAUCUUGGACACUUUUCGCAACUGUCAAUCCAGAUUGCUUUCACCUCUUUGGUUUAUCCAGCUCUGGUGCUUGCAUACAUGGGACAAGCAGCGUACAUAUCUACUCAUUACAACGAGGGGGGAAACUCCCGCAUUGGAUUUUACAUAUCUGUGCCAGAGCAACUGAGAUGGCCUGUUCUGGUUAUAGCUGUACUUGCAGCAGUAGUAGGAAGCCAGGCCAUCAUAACUGGGACUUUCUCAAUCAUCAAGCAAUGUUCGGCCCUGGAUUGCUUCCCAAAAGUCAAAAUAGUCCAUACAUCAUCCAAAAUCCAUGGCCAAAUAUAUAUCCCAGAAAUCAAUUGGAUUUUGAUGCUGCUAUGUCUGGCUGUUACUAUUGGUUUCAGAGACACAAAGCGCAUGGGAAACGCAUCAGGUUUUGCAGUCAUCUCUGUGAUGCUGGUCACAACCUGCUUAAUGUCCCUAGUUAUUGUCCUGUGCUGGCACCGCAGCGUCUUCUUUGCAAUUUGCUUUGUGUUCUUCUUCGGCACAAUAGAAGCUCUUUACUUCUCAGCUUCUCUUGUCAAGUUCCACCAAGGAGCAUGGGUUCCUGUUGCUCUUGGCCUGUGUUUUUUCUUUGUCAUGUAUGUGUGGCACUAUGGAACAGUUAGGAAAUAUGAGUUUGAAGUCGACAACAAGGUCUCCAUCAACUGGCUUCUCAGCCUUGGUCCCAGCCUUGGCAUUGUUAGGGUUCGUGGAAUUGGCCUCAUACACACUGAUCUUGUGUCUGGCAUUCCGGCAAUCUUCUCCCACUUUGUUGCCAACCUUCCAGCUUUUCACCAGGUGGUUGUUUUCCUCUGCAUCAAGUCUGUCCCAGUCCCACAUGUUAGACCCGAGGAACGGUUUCUAAUCGGGCAAACAGGUCCAAGAGAGUAUCGACUGUACAGGUGUAUAGUACGAUAUGGCUAUCGUGAUGUUCACAAAGAUGAUGUGGACUUUGAGAAUGAUCUUGUAUGUAGUAUAGCAGAGUUCCUACGAUCAGGAAGCAGUCCUGAUAGAAAGAUUAUCAGUGAAGACUUUGAGAAAGAAGAUGAAAAAAUGACUGUUGUUGGUACACGUUCUACUAAUGCAGAAGGGAUUCAGCUGAAUGAGGACAGUGUAGAAAUGACUCCAGAAAGUACUAUGCUGGGGCAAAAGGAAAUAAGAUCACCGCCGCCACCGGUGAAACAGAGAGAAAUAAGGUCACCACCACCUCCAUUGCCCCAACGAAGGAAGAAAGUAAGGUUCAUUGUUCCGGAGAGCCCAAAGAUAGAGACAGGUGCAAGGGAGGAACUGCGAGAGCUAAUGGAAGCUAGGGAAGCCGGAGUAGCUUACAUAGUAGGGAACAACUACAUGAACGCAAAGAAAGGGUCAAGUUGGAUGAAGAGAGUCGCCAUCAACUACGGAUACGAGUUUUUGAGGAGGAACAGCAGAACAGCUAGCUAUGCGCUAAACAUUCCUCACGCGUCUACUUUAGAGGUGGGGAUGAUCUACCAUGUGUGAUUUUGUUCAUACAAAGUUCAAUGGAUGAUGUAAUGUUGUGCAAUAGUUGAAGGCCACAGAUUUAUAUGGUGUGUCCAGGAAAUUGGCAGAAGUACAUCAUCCUCUAUUUUGGGUUUGUGAGAGGAUAUAUGGACAGAAGAAUAUAGGUCCCUAAAUUGCAUACAGUCCCAUUCGUCUUGCUCUUCACUAAGAUGUAAGAAGCAUCUUAGAGAAAAUAGUCGUUAGAUUUUGUGUAGUAGUAUCAUUGUGCAGUUUGUGCUCUUACUUUUGGGUUAGAUGGGCCUUGUAUCUCUGUGAUGCUGUGAAUACUGAACACUGACCUGAUGCGCUUCUGGACCCAUGAUUACUGCCCUGCAUUUUCUACACUAAUAUCAAACCA